UUUUUCAAGUUAAAAAUAAACAGAAGUUCAUAGCUGCGUUUCAAUAUUUUGGUUUCUCGUUCGGAUCUCGCACAUAUUUGAAAUUCGGCGAUUUCAAUGUCAAAAUUUAGGAAAUUGAGCUUAACUAGAUUACAUAUCAGUCGUCGUUAGUAUACCUGUAUAUUAUAUUAUUCAGAAUAUGUCGAGUCAGAAAAAGAAUAUAACAUCAAGCAAACUACACAGCAGUGAUGAGAAAUCCAUUAGUAGUAGUUCAACGCUUGAAAUUGAUAUUGAUAGAAAAGAAACAAUACUUUGCAAUGAACCAUUAUGUCCAAGUCCCCAAAUCGACAUUGAUAGAAAGGAUUUAAUGAGCGAUGAGGAUAUUGGACGAAGUGCGAACACUACAAUAAUCAAUAAGACUGUCAAGGGUUUGUGUUGUUCCGAUGAACAACCAUGCUGUUCAAGUAGCGUAAAAAAUACUUCCGGAAAAUCUGAUGCGUGCGCUGAAACUCAACCAGAGGAACCACCAGUUUGGCUCUGUGACAUUAAAAAUGUACGUUGUGCAUUUUGUCGAAAUCAGCUGACAAAGAAAUGUAUCCAGUGUCAGAUUCUUAAGAAAAAGGAGAAAUGUAAGGUUGCCUGGGGGAAGUGUAGUCAUGCCUUUCACUACCACUGUGUUUCCAGAUUUCUCAAGGAACGGAGCGUGUGCCCUUUAGAUGACACUGUGUGGGAGUAUGAGAAAAUUGGGAACUCAAAAGUGAAACGUAAAUAAUGCCGACAAAGCGACUGAUGGUCUUUUACGAUCAAUUAAGAGCAUCAACCUAUCUAAUUAUAAACCUAGCUAACAUCCUGUGCAGUUGAGAUUCGGAAAAGAAAAUAUUUUACUACUUUAUAGCAUUUAUUUUAUUUUAUACACCAUCAACUUUUAAUCGCCGUGAUAAUAAAAAUAAAUUGAAUUGCAGUCGUUAAAAUAUAAA
This is a messenger RNA of Teleopsis dalmanni, 956 nucleotides long. Its product is annotated as RING-box protein 1b-like. The transcript is spliced from 2 exons. Lineage: Eukaryota; Metazoa; Arthropoda; Insecta; Diptera; Diopsidae. Gene Ontology annotation, biological process: ubiquitin-dependent protein catabolic process; protein ubiquitination. Bases 179 to 751 code for a protein of 190 amino acids. Gene Ontology annotation, cellular component: nucleus; cullin-RING ubiquitin ligase complex. The record is from RefSeq and is a predicted model, not a curated record. Gene Ontology annotation, molecular function: ubiquitin protein ligase activity; cullin family protein binding; zinc ion binding.